Scheffersomyces coipomensis is the source of this 2376-nucleotide messenger RNA. RefSeq names its product putative carboxylic ester hydrolase. Gene Ontology annotation, cellular component: cytoplasm. The record is from RefSeq and is a predicted model, not a curated record. The transcript has a single exon. The coding region runs from base 102 to 2339 and encodes 745 amino acids. Gene Ontology annotation, molecular function: metal ion binding; glycerophospholipase activity. Lineage: Eukaryota; Fungi; Ascomycota; Pichiomycetes; Serinales; Debaryomycetaceae.
GCAAUUGUGAAAAGUACAUAACCGUAGCAAGCUAAGUCAAUUUGUUGAUAUCUGUCGAUAAUCGAAAGAGAAAGUCUAGACAAGCAUUGGUGUAUAUUAUAAUGAUUCUAAUACGAAAUUUUUGCUUUAGAAAUUCGAGAUUGUGGAGUAUUGGUUCCACUUUUAAGGUCAAUCGAUGGAAUUACACUCGAAGUUUUGCUUCAAGUGGAAUAAUUGCAAAAUCAAAUGAUACCCCUCCAAAUGCCAGAGUGAAAUGGUAUUACGCCACUGACGUUCCCAUUAGCAAACCUGAAUAUUUCAAUUACAAACAGGAGAAGGAUCCUGAGAAAUUCAUUCCAUUUUCAGAUUAUGAUUCCUCAAAAUUAGAAAAUCAAUAUCAGAAAUUAUUGAAAACAAAGCUGGAACAACUGGAAUCAGUUGCAGUGAAUGAAGACAAGUUGUUUGAAGUGGAUCUAAAGGGAUUCACAUUACAGCCAGUAUAUUGGGAAGGUCCUGUCUUUGAAGUCCGUAGAGGGACAUGGUUUGGAACUAAUGGAAUUCCCCUUCCUAUGAAAGUAUCAAUGCUUAUUGAACAGGCAUAUCGAGAUAUAAAACCAUAUAAUUUUGAAAAACAUGAGACUGAAAAACCAACCAAGGAUAUUAUUAAUGAAUUCAACAAGUUGAAAGAUGGAAUAUCAGAAGAUUUCGGUACAACAGUAAAUGUAUCACAAGAAAAAGAUAUGGUGGAUUUGGAAAAUGGUCAGUGGGCUCUCUUUUAUGAUGAAAGGGAAGCAGUUAUGUUUCCUUCAGAAAUCAAUUCAAAAUAUCAAAUUGAGAUUCUUCGAAAAUUUGGACCAGGUCCAAUAUCAUUAAUGCAAGUAAAUCCAAUUAAAAGAGGAUAUACUGAUGAAUUAGGUGAAAAUAUAUUUGACAAAUUAUCAUCAAACGUGCCAAGUUUAUCUGAUUCAUUCCAAAGUGAUUUCCUGGCAAUAUUUCAAAAAUCAGAAACAACAGUUGAGAAGAAAGAAAAGAAAGAACGUAAGGGACAAUUAGAAACUGAUUAUGAACAUGAUACUUCCCAAAUUUCAUCUAAUAGAGAAAUCGAUCAUUUAAUACUUUGCAUACAUGGGAUUGGUCAAGUAUUAGGAGCAAAAUAUGAAUCAGUUAACUUCACUCAUGGUGUCAAUGUGUUCCGAAAUACCAUGAAAUCAGUAUUUCAAUCCGAUAAAUCUUAUCAAGAGUUAGCCUACCCCAAUGAUGCUAAAAUUGACGAAUCAAAUACAAGAAUUCAAGUAUUACCUAUUUCUUGGAGACAUAAGAUUGAUUUUCAUCCUGAAAAGCCAUUCAAAGCCUAUGCUGAUGAAGGAGAGCAAAGAUUACCGACAUUAUCACAACUUAAUGUUGAUGGUGUGAAGUCAUUAAGAAAUAUGAUUGGUGAUGUAGCUAUUGAUAUCUUAUUAUAUUAUGAACCCCAUUAUGUUAAACAAAUAUUUGAAGUUGUCACUUCUGAGCUUAAUCGGGUUUAUAAACUUUACAAAGAAAAGAAUCCUAAAUUCAAUGGGAAAAUACAUGUCUUGGCUCAUUCUUUAGGGUCUGCUAUAGCAUUUGAUUUGGUUUCACAACAAUCAGCUACUCUUGAUGGAGACAUUGAUCUUUCUCAUGAAUUAGACUUUGAAAUAGAAAACUUAUUCUGUGUGGGGUGUCCAGCAGGGAUGUUUAAAUUAUUAGAACAAAAGAAUAUAGUGGCCAGAUCAUCAUUUAAUGGUGAUGAUAAAAGGUAUAGUUCGCCAAAAUGUGCUAAUUUAUAUAAUAUUUUCCAUCCUUGUGAUCCAGUGGGAUAUAGAUUGGAACCAUUAGUAUCUCCCAAAUAUGCCAAUUUUAAACCUGAACAAGUUCCAUUUGCUGUGAAAGGGUUAAAUUCACAAAUUAAAGAAUUAGCAAACAUUAGUGAUGGGAUCACAGAAAAGAUAUCAAAAGCAUCUAGUUGGUUUACAUCAAAAUCUAGUCAGAAAGGAAACCCCCAAUCGGUAGAAGAGAAAAUAGCAAAAGAAAAUGCUCUUAUGGAUAUUAUGACAUCUGUAUCCUUUGGAGAUAAGAAAAGUAGUAAUGAUCCCAAUAAGCAAAAACCCCAAAAGGUUGAAUUAAGCGGUGAAAGUUUGAAACCAUUAGUAGAACUUAAUCGUAGUGGAAGGAUUGAUUAUAGUUUACCUAUGGGAGUAUUCGAUUUUUCCUUGGUUUCAGCAGUUAGUGCUCAUAUAUCUUAUUUUGAAGAUCAAGACACUGCAGGGUUCAUACUAAAGGAAGUCUUGGCUACGGAUAAGAAACCAAUUGAAUCAAAAGUAUUCACAACAGUAACUUAACGAAUAAAAUGAUUAAGAUAAUUUAUUAUGUCUUUUU